CCGCCAUGACUGCCUUCAGUAGUCCUUAUGUCAUAAUCCUUUACGCGUCAACUCUCACCCCGUCACUCCACCUCCACCGUCGCCCACACACCCUCAACGCAAAGUGAAAGUGAAACAGCCUUCUUCAAUCCCUUCCUCCCAAUCAAAACGCCGCCUCACCGCUCCCGUCCACGCGUCGUCUGUCACCUCGCUUCACCGUCCACAGCUCCCCGCGAGCCAGAUAAGUCCCGUCCCCCGCCUCCAUCUGCGAGACUUCUUUUCCCUCCCAGUCCGAGCAGCCAACGACGACAACAACUUGCGACCUUCUCUGCACUUCUACCCUUCUUUGAACUGAGCCUCACCGUCUCCAUCACUACUACCUUCAACAAUGCCGACGGAGGAGGAAAACGUUCAGUACCUGUACCUCGUGCUCACGGCUGGAGGUACGCCUACCAUCGACUGGUCGGCCGUCACCGCAGACCUCGCACCCCUCAAGAUCGGAGCCGUCAAGAAGCGCUGGUCCCGCCUCAAGCAAGCCCUGGAGCAAGGCAAGAACCCCGGGCCCUCAGCUCAACAGCUGCUAUGGCUGUGCGUGAAGCACAGUUCGCGUGAUAAGCCGCUCGACUGGAACCUCAUCGCCGAGAAAUGCAACACCACUCCCGGGGCAGCCUCGAAGCGCUAUUCGCGCAUGAAACAAGCCUUCGAGAGCGGUACUGCCGUCCCGCCAGCUUCCGCCUCAGCUACCAAUGGCAAGUCCUCCGGCGCGGCUGCAAGGUCCAAGAGGAAGCGUGCCGAUGCCAAAGGCAAAGCGACGGGCAAGGGUAAAGACAUGGGAAGUGCCGACGAGGAGACCGAUAACGACGGAGGGAACAAGAGCCUGGACGUCAAGAAGCAGGACGACAAGCCCAAGCCUAAACGCGCUCGCACCACCAAGAAAGCCGCUGCCGUCAAGAAGGAAAACCUCAUCGAGAGCACGCAGCACGAGAUCAACGGCGACGGCAACGGAAACGGCGAGGACGACGUCCUGCCUUCUGAGCAGUUGAUCAGCGAGCUGGAAGCUGCCGUUCAGGAUGCGCAGGCGAAGUACCACGGCGGCGGCGUCAGCGACGAGGGUGAGGGUGACGAGGAGCUCGAUGACGAGGAGAUGGAGGAGAUGGAGGUUGAGAAGACGCAAGCUCAUUUCAAGGUGAAGGGGUGGCUGAAGAGUCUUGAGGGAGUGGGCGUGGAGGCUUUCUAG
Messenger RNA from Westerdykella ornata, 1216 nucleotides. RefSeq lists its product as uncharacterized. The coding region runs from base 368 to 1216 and encodes 282 amino acids. Lineage: Eukaryota; Fungi; Ascomycota; Dothideomycetes; Pleosporales; Sporormiaceae. The record is from RefSeq and is a predicted model, not a curated record. The transcript has 4 exons.